UUAAAGCCCCACCUUUCAUUUCCCUCUCCUCUCCUCUCGUCCUUCCUUACCAUCAUGGAAUAGCUUCUUAUCACUGACUGUCUCCCAUUCUUUUUUUCUCUUUCUAUGUUUCUCCCCCUUUCCAACUUUCCCAAGGGACAAAUUUUUUGUGCUGUUCUUUCUCAGGGAGAAGCAAGGAUGAAGAACUAACAACGAGGAAGAGACCUUUCUCCCUCAGCCGAAACUUUUUACGCUGCAUACACAUUAACUUUCUUGACUUAAUACGAUGUCGGUAAUAAGUCCAUCUUCUAUCAGCAAUGUUUCACUUGUUCCUAUAGCCAACCAUACGGGGAAAACCAAUAGUUCAACAAGAUUCAGCUUUUCUAGAAAGCCCACUAAACAUACAUUUCAUAACCAAAGAUUUCUUUUACCCCUAUCAACGUCGGUUAGGCUGUUUCCAAAUUGCACUAAAAACCUUUUUUGUAGUCAUGGCCGUAGAAUUAGAAUAUUUUCUGCUACAGGAACUGAUGUGGCAGUGGAGGAGUCAGAUUCACCGGUUUCUGGUGAAGAAUCAACUCAAAACUCAGAACUUACGUCAGGUGCAAUCUCAACAAAUGAAGAAACCCCUGUUAAGUCAGAUGUGGCUCCUACACAAACAAAACGUUCCAGACCUGUGAGGAAGAGCGAAAUGCCGGCUGUAAAUAAUGAGGAACUUAUUCCUGGUGCAACUUUUACUGGAAAAGUAAGAUCAAUUCAACCAUUUGGUGCCUUUGUUGAUUUUGGAGCGUUCACUGAUGGCUUAGUACAUGUAUCAAGGUUGAGUGAUAGCUAUGUUAAGGAUGUUGCAAGUGUUGUUUCUGUCGGGCAAGAGGUGAAAGUAAGAUUGAUUGAAGCAAAUGCUGAGGCUGGACGAAUUUCUCUCUCAAUGCGUGAAAAUGAUGAAAGGAAGGAAUCUCCAGCUAGCAACGAUAAACCUGGGUCUAGCAGAAAGAGCGCUCCAAAAGCAAGAGGACCAAGGAGAGAUGAGGUGAAGAAAAGCUCAAAUUUUGUCAAGGGGCAAGAUUUACAGGGCACAGUGAAAAAUAUUACCCGGUCCGGUGCUUUCAUAUCUCUUCCUGAGGGAGAGGAAGGAUUCCUUCCCAGUUCGGAGGAAACCUUUGAAGGAUUUGGGAAUCUGAUGGGAGGCUCUACAUUAGAAAUUGGCCAAGAGGUUAAUGUUAGGGUGUUGCGGAUUGCAAGGGGACGGGUGACUUUGACCAUGAAAAAAGAUGAAGACAAUGACAAGUCAGACUCUCAGUUCAUUCAAGGGAAAGUUUAUGCAGCAACAAACCCCUUCUUGUUAGCAUUUCGUAAGAACAACGAUAUUGCCACAUUUUUAGAUGAGAGGGAGAGUAUAGAGGAAGCAGCUAACAAAUCUGUUGUACAGAAAGUUACGGAAAUAGUGGAAGGGAUAGUCGAUGCAGAUCAGAUCGAAGCUGAUGACAAGGUGGAGAAAAGUGUGCCUCCUGCUGUCGAUGAGGCAGUUAAAGAAGAUGAGCCUGAAAGGUCAGCUGAUUCAUCUGCUGUGGCUCAAGACGACUCGAAGAGCAUCCUAUCUACUUCAGAAGGCGUUGUGGAUGGCGUCGUUGAUGCAGAGAAUAAAGAAGCAGAGGGAAAUUCUGAAAUCAAGGCUUCUGAUGACAACCAAUUACCAAAUGACCUAGCAGUUGACAAGUCUGAAGUGUUAGAUGACUCAUCUUCUGAUGUUUUGGUUACUCAAGAUGAAGGAGAAAGCACAUUAUCUACUUCAGAUAAUAUUGUGGAUGCUGUAACUGAUACUACUGAGAAAAAAGCAGGGGAAAGUUCUGAAGUUAAGCAGUCGGAAGACGAGCAAUCUGAAGAGGUCCGGGUAGUUGAGGCUGCUCAACCUAUAGAUGGACCUGAGACUGAUGGACAAGUAGCUGUCCCUGAUGAUGAAGCCAACAAACUAGUGUCUUCAGAAAGUUCAGUUAGUGAAGAGCUUGUGGCUGGUGAAGACAGUGUUGCUGCGGAGAAAGAAAGUGAGCAAAGCCGAAAGGAUUUGGAAAAUGAGAUUGUUUCUGCUUCUUCAUCUGAAAAGGAAGAGGACAAACCAGAAUCUGAUUCAAAUGGUAGCAUCACGAGUUUAGGUCAAUCUGGUGAAGAAGUUGCUGAGAGUCAAGUUGAUAUUGAGUCACCUGCUGAAAACCCUGAAGUUGUUUCCUCUGCACCAGUUAUAGAAGAAAAGAUAGCAACCGCUCCUGAGAGGAGUGCUGACCCUCCAGAAGAAGUUGCACCAAAAGCUGCGAUAUCACCGGCUUUGGUAAAGCAGCUUCGUGACGACACAGGAGCAGGAAUGAUGGAUUGCAAAAAAGCUCUGGCGGAGAGUGGAGGCGACAUUGCUAAAGCUCAGGAGUUCCUCAGAAAGAAAGGCUUAGCAAGCGCAGAAAAGAAAGCUAGUAGAGCCACAGCUGAAGGAAGAAUAGGUUCCUAUAUUCAUGACGGUAGAAUCGGAGUCCUAAUAGAAGUGAACUGUGAAACCGAUUUUGUCUCAAGAGGGGAUAUCUUCAAGGAGUUGGUUGAUGAUUUAGCAAUGCAAGUUGCUGCAUGCCCUCAAGUACAAUAUGUGGUGACUGAAGAUGUUCCAGAAGAGAUCGUGAACAAAGAAAGAGAGGUCGAGAUGCAGAAGGAAGAUCUUUUGUCUAAACCCGAACAGAUCAGGUCAAGAAUUGUUGAAGGGAGGAUAGGGAAGAGGCUUGAAGAGUUGGCAUUGCUUGAACAACCAUAUAUCAAGAAUGAUAAAAUAGUGUUAAAAGAUUGGGUUAAACAAACUAUUGCAACCAUUGGAGAAAAUAUGAAGGUGAAAAGAUUUGUGAGAUACAAUCUUGGAGAAGGCUUGGAGAAGAAAAGCCAAGAUUUUGCUGCUGAGGUAGCAGCACAGACAGCAGCUAAACCUGCUGCAGCUCCAGCAGUAAAAGAGGAGCAGCCGAGUGUAGAGGAAGCGAAGGAAACUGCUCCCAAGGCUGCAGCUGUUGCUGUUCCCGCUGCACUUGUUAAAAAACUCCGAGAAGAGACCGGAGCAGGGAUGAUGGACUGUAAGAAAGCCCUUUCUGAAACUGGUGGGGAUUUAGAGAAGGCACAAGAGUAUCUAAGAAAGAAAGGGCUUUCAAGUGCGGAUAAGAAAUCUAGCCGUCUGGCUGCUGAAGGAAGAAUUGGAUCCUAUAUUCACGACUCCCGUAUCGGUGUUCUAAUUGAAGUGAACUGUGAAACUGACUUUGUGGGGAGAAACGGAAGAUUCAAAGAGUUGGUCGAUGACCUUGCGAUGCAGGUCGUGGCAUGCCCGGACGUGCGGUAUGUGUCAAUAGAGGACAUUCCGGAAAGCAUUGUAAAAAAAGAAAGAGAGAUGGAGUUGCAGAGGGAGGACCUUCAGAAUAAACCAGAGAACAUUAGGGAGAAAAUCGUUGAUGGGCGGAUUUCCAAGAGGCUUGGAGAACUUGUGCUUUUAGAACAACCUUUCAUUAAGGAUGAUAGUAUUUUGGUCAAGGAUUUGGUUAAGCAAACUGUAGCUUCUCUUGGUGAGAACAUAAAAGUUCGUAGAUUUGUUCGCUUCACCAUUGGCGAGACAGUCGCAGAUGCGAAUGAGAAAACCAAAGCAUGAACGGAGGAAAACAGAAUACAGAGGCAUUGAGAACAAAGUUAGAUAUGGGAUCAUGGUAGCAGACAGAAGAAUGUGAAGCCAAGGUGAAAGUGUUUCUGUGGAGAAACUUAAAUAUUAAUUUUCCUCUCUUUUUUGGUAGUGAAGAGUUGAGUUUUACUGAAAAGCUGCAUGAAGCAUUUUGUUCUGAGAGAUUAUAAAAGCUUCUUCAUUCGUAUUAUUCUCUGCAUUUUGGCUCAUUCAUGUAUUAAUCUGUCGAGGCAUUUCUGAAUUGUCAUAUUCAUUAAUUUCAUAUCAUAUGAAUUGUUUGAUAGUUUGAACUUGUAA
This is a messenger RNA of Cucumis sativus (cucumber), 3958 nucleotides long. RefSeq lists its product as uncharacterized. The coding region runs from base 266 to 3634 and encodes 1122 amino acids. NCBI's taxonomy places the organism in Eukaryota, Viridiplantae, Streptophyta, Magnoliopsida, Cucurbitales, Cucurbitaceae. The transcript has 5 exons. The record is from RefSeq and is a predicted model, not a curated record. Gene Ontology annotation, biological process: mitochondrial translational elongation. Gene Ontology annotation, molecular function: protein binding; translation elongation factor activity. Gene Ontology annotation, cellular component: mitochondrial matrix.